Messenger RNA from Medicago truncatula (barrel medic), 1496 nucleotides. RefSeq lists its product as uncharacterized. The transcript has 8 exons. Lineage: Eukaryota; Viridiplantae; Streptophyta; Magnoliopsida; Fabales; Fabaceae. Gene Ontology annotation, biological process: protein transport. The record is from RefSeq and is a predicted model, not a curated record. The coding region runs from base 96 to 1145 and encodes 349 amino acids.
UCCCACUUAAUAGGCUAAACUUGGUUUUUGUUUUUGCUGCAAUUGUAAGUACAAAAAGCAAACCAUUACUCUAAAAUUUUGUAUCUAAAGUCUCAAUGUUGUUCAGGGAAGUUCCCCCAGAAGUGAACGACGAUAUCGCUAGCUUAUGUUACAUUGGUUCAUGGUAUAAUGAACUUCCAGCUUUGAAGAUGGUUAUGUCACAAUUUUCUUUAAAAUACGGUGAAGAAUAUAUAGAUGAAGUUAACAAGUUCAAGGCAGAUUGUGGUGUUAAGGAGGAGGUAAUAGAGUUAUUGUUAGUUCCGAAGCCAUCAAUUGAGAAACGAAACAAACUUAUAAAGCAAAUAGCCAAUCGGUUUGUGUUUAACUGGGAUCCAAUCUCUGUUAUAAACAAUGCGUCUUCUGCCUAUGAAGACCCAAUGUCACAUAUAAAAAUCCACUCAAUGUUGAUGCUUUUUAACAAGAUCCCAUGUUCUAACAACAAGCAAUUCGAGAUCUCCACCUGCAAGUCUUUGCUGGAAAAGACAAUUGUAGAUGCACAAUCUCUUAUUAACACAAAGGAGAAGAAGAUGGAUGAUAUGCGAGAUAGCAUUUUUCAGCUACUCGUGUAUCGGUAUAAAAUUGAAGCUUACACUGUGGCAGAAUAUCUUCUUGAUCAGAAAAAUUUGUGUCAGAUUCUACGAUAUAUUACAUAUUUUUCUCAACAAAUUGUUCAUCAUCUUCCUUACAUUGAAUCACGAAGGAAAGUUCUCCCAGAAGUGAAGGAACCUAUAGCUAGUUUAUGUUAUGUUGAAUCAAGGUAUAAGGAACUUCCAGUUUUGAAGAAGCUUAUGUCACAAUUUUCUUUAAAAUACGGAGAAGAUUAUAUAUUUAAAGUCAACAUGUUAAUGGAAGAUGGCGUCAAAGAACAGAUAAUAUCAUUGUUCGUUCCGAAGCCACUAGUUGAGGAACGAAACAAACUUAUAAGAGAAAUUGCUAAUCAGUUUGGGUUGAAGGAAAAACUAGUUGAGGAACGAAACAAACUUAUAAAGGAAAUUGAUAAUCAGUUCGAGUUGGACUGGAUUCCUCGUUCUCUUGAUGAAGACACCACAUCUUCUCUUAAUCAAGACAAAACGUUUUUUGUUUUUGCGAAUGACGUUUCAAUGUAACAUGACAGAAGGAUGCAGUUUGAUGCUUGAACCUUUUUUUUCUUUAGAGAAUUUGAUGCUUGAACCUAUAUAUUGAGUUUUGUUUCACAUGCUGUUUUUUCUGGUUGAUUGUGUUUUCGCUCCUUAAUACUUACGUUUAGAAGUUUUUUAUUUUCUAAAUAUUUGGACUAUUAAAAUUAGUUGUUAUGUUCCAUAGUAAACGUUUUGGUGGCUUGGAAACUACAUACCGAUUCGAGAGCUUUAAUUCUGAUAGUAAAUUGUACUGUUUUGUAUUCGUCAUUGGACCUGCAGACCAUGAGACCAAGAAUAUAUAUGUGCUGAACUUGAUAGGGCAACGACCUUUUUAUUGUA